Messenger RNA from Nerophis lumbriciformis (worm pipefish), 2082 nucleotides. It is a transcript of the gene nampt1, whose product is annotated as nicotinamide phosphoribosyltransferase 1. NCBI's taxonomy places the organism in Eukaryota, Metazoa, Chordata, Actinopteri, Syngnathiformes, Syngnathidae. Gene Ontology annotation, molecular function: nicotinamide phosphoribosyltransferase activity. Gene Ontology annotation, biological process: NAD+ biosynthetic process. The record is from RefSeq and is a predicted model, not a curated record.
UCCACCCGCCCCUUCCUCCGCCUUGUUCUCCUCCAGCACCCAGCCCCCAGUCCUCCUCCCCCCUUUUGCCCUGCUUCGUUAACAGCUCCCCGGCAGCAGCAGCAGCAGGAACGCACACCCCAGACGGCUGCGACUGAACUCUCAACCGAGGGAGCAAAGAUGGAGCACAGGGACGCCGACUUCAACAUCCUGCUAGCGACAGACUCCUACAAGGUGACACAUUACAAACAGUAUCCCCCCAACACGAGUAAAGUCUAUUCCUACUUUGAGUGCCGCGAGAAGAAGACUGAUCCCGGGAAAAACAGGAAGGUCAAAUAUGAGAAGACAGUGUUCUAUGGCCUACAGUACGUCCUGCACAAAUACCUUAAAGGAAAGGUCAUCACUCCAGAGAAGAUCCAGGAGGCAAAGGAAGUUUACCGGGAACACUUCCAGGAUGAUGUUUUUAACGAGAAAGGCUGGAACUACAUUUUGGAAAAAUACAGCGGACACCUGCCUAUAGAAAUCAAGGCGGUGCCGGAAGGGAGCGUCAUUCCUCGAGGCAACGUCCUGUUCACAGUGGAGAGCACAGAUCCUGACUGCUACUGGCUCACCAAUUGGGUGGAGACCAUCCUGGUGCAGAUCUGGUACCCCGUCACAGUGGCAACCAACUCCAGGGAGCAGAAGAAGAUCCUCGCCAAGUAUCUCCUGGAGACAUCCGGGAACUUGAAGGGACUGGAGUACAAACUCCACGACUUUGGCUACCGGGGUGUCUCCUCACAAGAGACUGCAGGCAUUGGCGCCUCUGCUCACUUGGUCAAUUUCAAGGGCACAGACACAGUCGCCGGCAUCGGAGUCAUUAAGAAGUACUACGGCACCAAGGACCCAGUACCUGGCUUCUCUGUACCUGCUGCAGAACACAGCACCAUCACUGCGUGGGGCAAGGACCACGAAAAAGAUGCCUUCGAGCACAUCAUCAAGCAGUACCCCAACGUGCCCGUCUCCAUCGUCAGCGACAGCUACGACAUCUACAAUGCCUGCGAGAAGAUCUGGGGCGAGGACCUCCGCGGGCUCAUCGAGAAGCGCAGUGCUGACGCUCCACUCGUCGUGCGGCCCGACUCAGGGAAUCCACUGGAUACAGUAUUGAAGGUUUUGGAGAUCCUGGGUAGGAAGUUCCCCUAUGUGGAGAACUCUCAAGGCUAUAAGGUGCUGCCUCCUUAUAUCCGAGUCAUCCAAGGAGACGGUGUGGACAUUAACACACUACAGGAGGUAGUGGAGGGCAUGAAGCAGCACAAGUGGUCUAUCGAGAACGUUUCCUUCGGCUCCGGAGGGGCUCUGCUGCAGAAACUGACCCGAGAUCUGCUCAACUGCUCCUUUAAAUGCAGCUACGUGGUCACCAAUGGACUCGGGGUGAACGUGUUCAAGGACCCCGUGGCAGACCCCAACAAGAGGUCUAAGAAAGGUCGGCUAUCUCUGCACCGGACUCAAAGCGGGGAGUUUGUCACUCUGGAGGAGGGCAAAGGUGACCUGGAGGAGUAUGGCGUGGACCUGCUGCACACGGUCUUCCACAACGGCAAGAUUGUGAAGACGUACACGUUCGACCAAAUCAGAGACAAUGCCAAACUCAAAGAGAGCGAGCUCGACGAGCUGCUGCACUGAGCACGCCGGUAAAGUCGGUAACCAAUGAAUGAAUGAAUUUCCCUCUCCUUCCUUCAACCAUUCACCUCUUGGCCUCUGUGACGUCAAACCCCUACAAAAUGGAGGUCACGUGCACUGAUAUUACUCUUCCUCCCUUGAAAUAUACUGUGACUUCUUUUAAAAAUUAAAAUGUUUGCUCACUAAGAGCCGCAGUGGGGGAUGAUGUGAAAGAGAAAAAAAAAAGAAGAAAAAGAGCUAGCUAAACCGGAUGACGUGAUUGGCUGAGAGCGCUGUCUCUUUUGUCAUGGAGACUACCAAGUGAAGGCAUUUACCAUAUGAAGACACACCCCUUAGAAUCAUUUCUUUUUAAUAACCAAGUUAUUGUUGAAGAAAAAAGAAAAGGCCAAACUCUUUAUCAACUGGUGUCUGAAUGUUUUGCACUAUUAAAAGAAAAAGUGUAUCCAGGAA